GCAGAUGAAGCAGGCAGUCUGACGGAUCACAGCCGCUCCAGCGCUCAGGAUGCGUCCGCGGCACUAGCCAAAACUCACCCGCUCCCUGUGGUGCGACCGCCGACCGGGAAACAUGUCCAACAUACAUCGAGGUGCCUGUCUCGCCAGUAAAGGGAAGUUCUGGGCUUUGUGCAUUCUCCUGCUUUACACCAGCCCUCUCUCCUGCUUUUCAAAUUUCAGCCACCUCGUCUACAAGAUAAAGGAAGGCUUACCCAAAGGGACUCUCAUAGGGGCUAUCGCUAAAGACUUAAACUUGGAUUUCUCGGUUGAUCCUCCUCGUUUGUUCAAUCUGGAGCUAAAGCAGAUCAACUCACAGUAUGUGAACCUGAAUAAUACCACUGGGGAGCUGUACACAUCUGCCCAGGAGAUUGACAGAGAGGCUCUGUGUGCAGACUCCCACGAGGGCCAGGGCUGCGCUAUCUUUCUGGAUGUGAUUAUCCUGCCACAGCAGUACUUCCAACUAGUAAAGAUCAAAAUUGUCAUUGAAGACAUCAACGACAACAGGCCACACUUCCCAGUGGAUGAGAUUAGAGUGUCUGUGCCGGAAAAUGCACAAGUGAAUACUCGGUUUGCAGUAGAACAGUCCGCUGUAGACCCCGACAUAGGCAUCCACGGUGUGCAGACCUACUGGCUCGUCAAUGACUAUGGAUUUUUCACUCUGGACGUGGAGGAGAAUGAAGGUGGUGAGCUAACGCCUUUUCUAAUCGUCACCGAGUCUCUUGAUAGGGAAACACAGGCGGAAUACGUCACUGACAUUAUAGCAGAGGAUGGAGGCUCUCCUCCACUUUUGGGCACGGCCACUCUUAGAAUUAUCAUCACAGACGUCAAUGACAACUGCCCAAAGUUUACAGAGUCUCAGGUGAACGUAACACUUUACGGAAACACCACUAAGGGCGCACAGUUGGCACGCCUCCAUGCCUUUGACCCAGAUGAGGGUGCCAAUGCCCAAAUCACUUACGCUUUCAGCGAACGUGUCACCCGAGAGACCAGGAGCCUGUUUCACCUGGAUAAAGUCACGGGGGUCAUUAAGCUGGCUGGAAAAAUUGACACAGACACUGGAAAGCUGUACAAGGUGGUCGUGCUGGCCAAUGGGCCAGGCUGCAUCCCUGAUGUUGCUACUGUCAUACUCCACGUCAUCAAAGUGGUUUCCGGUCCACCGGCCAUUGUGCCACGUUACAUUGCUCAAGAAAAAGAUGGCAUCGUUUCUAUAAGUGAAUCAGAGCCGCCAUCUACGCCAAUUGCAUUUUUCACCAUAAAAAAUGUGGACUCCAGGCAAGGGGCAGUGUGCCUUCUGGAAGGGACUGGACCCUUCCGACUUUUGCCCUAUAAACAUUUAAAAAACGAAUACUUGCUGGAGACCACUGAUCUGUUGGAUUAUGAGCAGCAGAAGGAUUAUGAGCUGACUGUGGUGGUCAGAAACACCUAUGGCGCAGUUGUUAAGACACUGGUAAAGGUGCUGGUGCUGGAUGUCAACGACAAUGCACCUGUUUUUAAGCAGUCGCUUAUUGACGUCAAGGUUGAGGAGAACAAUGCACCAGAUACAUUCCUGGCUAAACUACAGGCAACCGAUGAGGACAGCGGUAGCAUGGGGGAAGUGCUUUAUCUUCUUGGGACAGAUGCUCCUAGUAUUUUCCACCUGGAUCGGCUGACUGGGGUUUUGACGGUGACCACUUCUCUAGACCGCGAGGAGAAGGAGACCUACCGGUUUAUGGUGCGGGCCGUUGACUGUGGCACUCCACGUAAGGAGUCAAUCGCCACGGUGGUGGUCACUGUUUUGGACCGCAAUGACAACAGCCCUCGCUUCAUCAACAAGGACUUCACCUUCUUUGUGCCAGAGAACUUUCCUGGUUUUGGCGAGAUCGGAGUGCUGUCGGUCACAGAUGCAGAUGCUGAGGAAAAUGGCUGGGUGGCAUUGUCGAUUCUCAAUGGAAGUGACAUAUUUGUGAUUGACACCGGACGGGGGGCCUUGAGGGCAAAGACACCCCUUGACAGAGAGCAGCAAGGAACGUAUUAUCUCUGGAUUGAAGCUGUUGAUGGGGGUAAGCCUGCACUUUCUUGCAUCACAAUGGUUACCGUUCUGCUGCUGGAUGUAAACGACAACCCGCCAAUUGUACUAUUCCCUCAGUCAAACCAGUCCUACAUGCUGGUUCUUCCCAGUACACUCCCAGGAACAUCCAUCACAGAGGUUUAUGCUGUUGAUCGGGACACUGGCAUGAAUGCUGUCAUUGCUUACAGCAUCAUCAAGCGGAAAGGUGGCGAGCCUGGCUCCUUCGACAUUGACCCGGACACAGGAAACAUCACACUCAAGAAGGCCUUGAGUAACCGGGGGCUCUACAGCCUGCUGGUCAAAGUCAGUGACCACGGGCAGCCUGAGCCACUCCACUCCACCGUUGUGGUCAACCUAUUUGUCAACGAGACCAUCAGCAAUGAGAGCUACAUCCAGAGCCUUUUGACCAGGGAAGUGGAGAUUGGCAUUGAGGAGAUCAGGCCACCAAACAAACUAGCCCAGGGGCCUAAGUACACUGAGCUGUUCCCCUGCCAGCCGGUGCUUAUUGCCCUCAGCGCCACCUGCCUGGGACUGUUUUUUAUGGUGGUGUCACUGACUGCAUACAUAUGCUGUAAGAAGCAAAAAAAGCAUAAAAAGAAAAGGUUGGAAGUGGAAAUUCCUUUAAAAAUGAAGACUGACAUGCAGGCCAUGGACAGGAAGCUCAUGGAACUUUCGAACAUAUGACCACACACCCCCCCUCACCCCCACCCAAGAGACUGCUCUUACUGCCCAAACCAAACUGUUUACAAAUGUGACUUGUGCAGCUUCAAAUCUAUAGACAAAUGCAGUGUAAAAAUGAGUAAAAUGUAUAUAUUGUAUGUACGAUGUUUUAUAAUUUUAUGACAAAAAAACAAAACGUGUUAAAAAAAAACAGGCAAAAAAUAAGAUUACAAGUUCGUCAAGAGCUUGUCUAGUUUUUCAAACCUGAAAUUUAUUGAAGCGUUGUUGUGUGAUUCUGUAAUUUAUUACAACCGCCCCAGCGGUGCCCUGAGCAAUGUGUCAAAUACCCCUCUUUGUUUUAGCCACUUUACCCCCCUGUCUAAAGGAAAAAUGAUAGUUACAAAAAUCCCCACAGAAUUUACAAUAUUCUGGAUGCUGGAUGUGUUUGUUACUAUUGUUCAGUAUAAAGUACACAAGUGCAAAAAGUACACAAGAACUGCUGUACAGUAACCAGUGGAAAUCCACAGAACGUGUCGGUUUCAUUAGUGGACGCCUUUCAUGCAUUAACGCAUGGAACAAGUGUUUGUCUAUCAUGCUUCACUGCAGUGCAAUGACUUUUCAGUGCUACACCACUGUAAAGACACGCAGUCUUUUCUGCCAGCGUUUGGUUUGUCACAGUCUGUAACGAGAGUUUGAACUUUGUCCUUCACUUCUUACCAAAACACUGUUUCAUUUCCAGACCUCACAACCCUGUGGUGUGUAAACAAAGAGAACAUGAAUAUUAAAGUGCUUUAUUUUCUUA
Messenger RNA from Astyanax mexicanus (Mexican tetra), 3548 nucleotides. It is a transcript of the gene pcdh20, whose product is annotated as protocadherin-20. The record is from RefSeq and is a predicted model, not a curated record. The transcript is spliced from 2 exons. Bases 113 to 2770 code for a protein of 885 amino acids. Gene Ontology annotation, biological process: homophilic cell-cell adhesion. NCBI's taxonomy places the organism in Eukaryota, Metazoa, Chordata, Actinopteri, Characiformes, Acestrorhamphidae. Gene Ontology annotation, molecular function: calcium ion binding. Gene Ontology annotation, cellular component: plasma membrane.